GUCCCAUACAUAUCCGUAGAAGCGGGUCGCUGGAUACGCAGACAUGGCUGCUCUCAAGUUUCUUUCUUUCGUGGCCUAGAAAGGAAAAGGUUUCUCUCUUGAAAAGGAACACCCGGUCGGCGAGAUGUUGACGACGAAUGCGAAGAUCAUUAAAAGCGGUGGGGCCGAGCCCGACCCGUUCGAGAUUAGCGUUUCCCAGUCUCUUCUCGAAUUGGAGAUGAACAGCGACUUGAAAUCGCAAUUGAGGGAACUCUACAUUACUAAAGCAAAAGAAAUCGAGACCAACAACAAGAAGUCGAUCAUCAUAUAUGUGCCCAUGCCAAGGCUGAAAGCAUUCCAGAAGAUACAGACGAGAUUAGUGCGCGAAUUAGAAAAGAAGUUCUCUGGAAAGCAUGUGAUGUUCAUUGGUGAGCGUAAAAUCUUGCCCAAGCCGACGAGGAAGACACGAACGAAGAACAAGCAGAAGCGUCCUAGGAGCCGCACGUUGACUUCCGUCUAUGAUGCGAUACUGGAAGAUUUAGUAUAUCCCGUUGAAAUCGUCGGCAAACGUAUCCGAGUUAAGCUCGAUGGGUCGCAACUUAUUAAAGUGCAUCUCGAUAAAAAUGAACAGACCAACAUCGAACAUAAGGUCGAUACGUUCGCUUCAGUAUACAAGCAGUUGACUGGACGGGAUGUCACGUUUGAAUUUCCCGAGUCUUAUGUAUGAUGAACAUGAAUAAAAUAAAACCUCUUGAAUGAGUAUUUAUA
Ooceraea biroi (clonal raider ant) is the source of this 747-nucleotide messenger RNA. Its product is annotated as 40S ribosomal protein S7. Gene Ontology annotation, cellular component: cytosolic small ribosomal subunit; small-subunit processome; ribosome. The record is from RefSeq and is a predicted model, not a curated record. Gene Ontology annotation, biological process: ribosomal small subunit biogenesis; rRNA processing; translation. Lineage: Eukaryota; Metazoa; Arthropoda; Insecta; Hymenoptera; Formicidae. Gene Ontology annotation, molecular function: structural constituent of ribosome.